Messenger RNA from Nicotiana tabacum (common tobacco), 2251 nucleotides. The record is from RefSeq and is a predicted model, not a curated record. NCBI's taxonomy places the organism in Eukaryota, Viridiplantae, Streptophyta, Magnoliopsida, Solanales, Solanaceae.
AUGAACUAUAAUAAAAUUCUGCAAAACCCAAAUACUACUCUUAUCUUCCUCCCAAGCUUAAUGGAUACUGCUAAAGCCUAAAAAGUCUCCACCUUUAACAUCAAACUAAUCAAAACCAGGUAAAUUUAUUCAUAUUCCUAGUCAAAAAUUAAAUCUUUAGUGUUGGGUCCAAGUUUCAUGGAGCAGCUCAUGUGCAUAUUAUAGAAAAAUGGCAUCUUUUCCUCUUGUUUCAAAUGACUGCUUAUUAGUUUCUCACAAGAAAUGGCAGCCCCAUAUUGGAAAGUUUGAACCUUUAAGUAGAUUCAAGAAUCAAACUUGCUCAUUAUCCAAUUCUUGUUUUACCUCAAGUUGCGUGCCUUUGUUGGGGUUGAAUUAUAGAUUGUAUAAAUCUCAAUGUAAUUACAAGAAAUGGAUGCUCCAUUUUGGAAAUUUUGAACCUUUAAAGAGAUUCAAGAAUCUAUCUUGCUCAUUUUCCAAUUCUUGUUUUGGGUUGAAUUAUAGGUUCUGUAAAUCUCAGAGUAGAGUACUACUUUGUAGUACUGGGGUUAGGUCACUGGUAAAUGAGAAGGGAGAUAUAGAAACCCAUUUGAACAAAACAGAAAGUAAUGAUAUUCGUAGGAAGUUUUCGUUGAGAUUGAGACCAAGGCUAAGAUUAUUGUCAAGAAGGUUGAAAAGGGUGUCUGUUAAAUCUAUGUUAAAUGAUUUUGGCAAGUUUUUGAGGAAGAAUACAAGAAGAGUGACACUGUCAACUUCAAUCUCAGUGGUAUUGGGCUUGUGCUAUUUGUUUCUAAGAUUGACAGCAACUCCUUCUCCAAAGGUUGUUCCAUAUUCAGACUUGAUUACUAGUCUUCAGGGAGGGACUGUAACUAAGGUUCAAUUUGAGGAAGGCACGCGGCGUAUUUACUACAAUACAAACUUCAGUUGUCUUAAGAAUGUUCAGGCAGGUGAAGCUAGUUCUUUAGUUCCUGCUGAAAGCGCGGCUGUUCAGACAGGUGAAGAUAGUUCCUUAGUUCGUGCUGAAAGCGCGGUGAUAAUUGGGGAAAGCAAAGAUAUGGAUAGCAACAAAGGUGGCAGGAGUAAAAUGUCAAAAGCCCAACCUGUAUGGCAGUUUUCGACGAGGAAGAUUGAUCAUGAUGAAGGAUAUCUUCUCAGUCUAAUGAGGGAAAAGGGAACAGCAUAUGGAUCAGCCCCUCAAUCAGCACUUAUGUCGAUUAGGAGCUUAUUGAUUACUAUCUUAACUUUAUGGAUUCCUUUGACUCCUUUAAUGUGGCUUCUCUAUCGUCAACUUUCUGCUGCCAAUAGUCCUGCAAAAAAACGAAAGCCAAGUAACCAGGUGGUUGGCUUUAAUGAUGUCGAGGGUGUCGAUGCUGCAAAAGUCGAACUUAUGGAGGUAGUAUUGUGUCUGCAAGGAGCUAUAAACUUCAGUAAAUUAGGGGCGAAGUUACCAAGAGGUGUACUGCUUGUAGGUCCACCUGGCACAGGAAAAACGUUACUAGCUCGUGCAGUGGCAGGAGAAGCAGGACUACCCUUUUUUUCCGUUUCUGCUAGUGAGUUUGUUGAAAUGUUUGUUGGAAGAGGAGCAGCUCGCAUUAGAGACCUUUUUAGCGUAGCAAGAAAGAAUGCUCCGUCAAUCAUUUUCAUCGAUGAACUUGAUGCUGUUGGAGGAAAGCGCGGCAGGAGUUUCAAUGAUGAAAGAGACCAAACUUUGAAUCAGUUGCUUACGGAGAUGGAUGGCUUUGACUCAGACUUGAACAUCAUUGUAAUUGCUGCAACUAAUAGACCAGAAGCUCUGGAUCCAGCUUUAUGUCGGCCUGGACGUUUCUCCAGGAAAAUUUUAGUCGGUGAACCAGAUGAAGAUGGAAGGAGAAAGAUCCUGGCCGUACACUUAAGAGGAGUGCCCCUUGAGGAAGACCUGGAGCUUGUGUGUGACCUGGUUGCAUCUCUUACUCAAGGCUUUGUAGGUGCUGACCUUGCUAACAUUGUCAACGAAGCUGCUUUACUAGCUGCACGCAGAGGUAAGAUUUAUACAUAUUGCACUUAUUACCACUGUUUCAUUGCAUUCAAAAAUGCUUAGGGGUCGUUUGGUAGGAUACAUUAGAUAAAAUAAUGCAUUCAUUAGCUUUGUGUAUUAGUAAUGCCUUGUUUGGUACACAUUCUGAACCUAUGCACUGGUUAUGCAAGCAUUAGUUAUACACCCUAUUUGGUAUUAUCCUAUGCAUAAGUAAUGCAUAGAAAAUCAUGAUAUUAACAA